Molecule: messenger RNA, 553 nt
Organism: Diatraea saccharalis (sugarcane borer)
Lineage: Eukaryota; Metazoa; Arthropoda; Insecta; Lepidoptera; Crambidae
Source: the annotation of a GenBank genome assembly
AAUUGGAUAGAAAAUUAAUACGCUUUAUAUAUUGACUGAUGUCUUUUGGAAUGCUAUAACCUGGUAUCGUUUAAUUUUGGCUUAUAUUUUAUGCGUAGGUAUGAGGUUAUUUUUCAUUAAAGAUUUUCGUAAGCAAUGGAUAAACUUGGUAUCAUGUAUUAUAAUUCUCAAAACUUCGUUCCAGGAUGUUAUAUGUCUACUUUUGAAUCUAAGAAGCGUCUUUCGUCAGCUGAAAAACAACGACGCUACCGGGCAAAGCGUAAAAAUGACCCUGUAAAGGAGGAAGCAGCUAAAAGAAGAAAUCUUGAGAGAUACCAUGCGAAUAAAUGCUUGGUAAAAGAUUUAACAGGACUUGAACAUCGUGCAAUCAAAGAGAUUUGGCGGUCUGCGAGUGCUAGAAAGAGAGAUAAAACCAAGACUCAAGAUAUUUACAAAACGACUUCAGAUUCAUAAUCUUCGGGUUUUAUUUAUCCAUACCAUAUAGGUUACUAGUUGAUACACACUAAUCAGCACAUGGAUCACUUACUGGGUUAUCGCCCAUUUUUUAUAUAAU